UGAGAACAGAAUUACAGAUUUCACCUCCUCCCUCGGGGUUUGAGAAUAAACAGACGGAGAAAAGGGAGCCCGAGGGAUCAACCCUUACAAAAUGUUAGAAUUCUACAGUCAUAGAAUUGAGUUUCAAAAAAAGGUGCUAUGGAUUUGUGGGAAAAUUCUUACAAUAAUCGCUUCUGUCUCCUCCCUCUGUGACGUCACGACACAGGAAAUUUCUGCCGAUACCAGCUGGAGAUCCUUCACAUCCGUCGGAUUCAACGGAGGGAGCGGAUCCUAUAUUAAUAACAUGGAUUGUUGGUGGCGGAUUGACUCGGGAGCGGAUGACCUUCGCCUUUUGUUAUUUCUGACCCUGGAUACUGCGUGUCCCGGCGAUAAAGUUUAUAUUUACGAUGGAAAUUCAGCAGCAGCCACUGCCCUUGCAAAUAACAAGUGUGGGACACCGGCCACGCCUUCACACUAUUCGACGACUCAGCGAUUCGCAUAUCUUCGAUUGGUAACCGACGCAAGCGUGCAGAGGGCUGGGUUCAAGAUGGAUUUUGUUGCUGCGAAAGAUUACUCCGGAACCGGAUGUACAUCGACGCAGUCCUUGUCUGCAGGAGAUAACAUACAAUUCCUUUCUAGCCCGAAUUUCCCUGGCCUAUAUAACAAUGGUAAAAGUUGUCGCUGGGUGAUUACGAGCGCCACCGGAAAUGUUGAUCUUGACGUCAUGUUUUCAGACAUAGAAGACGAUCUUCCAACUCAGUGUAACUAUGAUAAAUACUACAUUAAUGAUGGAAAUGACCGCUGUGAUAAUAAUGCUGUAAGAACUGUGUGCUCCCAGUACCCAAAGGUCGCGCCCUUCACCUUUACGUCUUCAGGGUCAUCUGUCGUGAUAUCGUUCUAUAGUGACAAUACUGUAGGACGCCAUGGUUUUCUUAUUCAAUACAAAUCGAAUGUGACGGAGACAACGACUACUAGGGAACAGACAACGGAACUGAGCUCAACUCAGACAGCAACCUCGAACCAUGCAAAGGUCACAAAAGAUUCAGACAGGUGUAUGGAUGUUAGACUUGUGAUUGGCAUUGUAUUUGGGUCUUUGGUCGCGGUAAUCUUCUCCUGUACUCUUGUUGUACUGAUGUUAGUACGAAGUCACAAUUUACAGAAGAAGGCAAUAAAGCCAGACGAUUGAUUAGUACUUCCUUGGAUCAAAGUUAUUUAUUAGCAGUUUAACUGUCAUAUGUACUCAUUUUUAGUUAAGAUUGCAUAAGAUGUUUCUUUUUCCAUGACGCUUAUCACAGAACCAAAAAUUAAAAUUUUAAAUCUGAAAAUUUAAGAGCAAGGAUGACUCGGUAGGGAAUUUCUUUACUCGUGUUAAACACUAUAAAAGAGUGCAUGUAAACAUCGGAAGACAAUGUAUAAAUACUUGUAAUGUUUACUCAGCAGAUCCUAUAAAUUGAUACCUGUAUUUAAAGGUAAAAAAAUACGCCUAUUAGAACGGGUGCAUACAUUGUAUCGGUCGUGUAUCGGCUUGAUUAUUGAGAAGUGAUACAAGUACAAGCCCCUGAAUAAUUUUUCAUUCUACUCAAAAUCCUGAAUAUUUUUUUAACUUCAAAAAUAUGUUAUUUUUAUUCAUUAAUUUAUUUUUCUUUUUUUUUUAUUUUUCGCUGCAUAUUUUGCCGACUUGAUUUGUAUGUUUUGUUUUUCUUUGUGAGAAAUAAUUUAUACUUUAAUUAUGAAAUAGCUGAACUGCUCACUGAUUUGUUUGGGCAGGAAGUGGCUAUUUUAAAAUAGCAAGCUUGUCAGAUUAAAGUUGAAUAUAACAAUAAAUUUGGAAUAUGAUUCGACAUGUGUCAGUUUGACAUAUGAUUGCAUUAUAAUACCAGCACGAGGGGUUUUACACGGGUUUAAUGUUUCCAUCAGGGACUAAAGUUAGUUCUAUAAAAACUUUUAGAAAUUCAGUCAGGAGAAUGACUUUCAACUUCCCGAAACAUUAGACAUAGGUACAUAAGGCAAUCUUGCUCUA
Messenger RNA from Saccostrea cuccullata (small rock oyster), 1999 nucleotides. RefSeq names its product exoskeleton protein RP43-like. NCBI's taxonomy places the organism in Eukaryota, Metazoa, Mollusca, Bivalvia, Ostreida, Ostreidae. The coding region runs from base 92 to 1165 and encodes 357 amino acids. The transcript has 10 exons. The record is from RefSeq and is a predicted model, not a curated record.